AUGGUAGUUUGGGAGCUCGUCUGGAGGAGGACAGUGAAGACAGGCGCUGCGAUCUACGAAGCCAACCGCAUCGCUGCCGCCAAAGCGAAACGUGAAGCCCGCAAAUCACAACUUCGCCCAGUACGCAACACCGCCGCACAACCGCUUCCAACGUGUCCUCGAUGUCAACGGACAUUCCGGGCUCGAAUCGGACUUGUUGGACAUCUUCGGAUUAACUGCGCCUCUCGAACGGCACCAACCAUCGUUCCCCCGCCCUCCUCUUCCUCCUCCUUUCCGUCGCCAACUAACUCUGACAAUUCUUCUGACCCACCACUUCCAUCAUCCUCCUUCUCCUCCUCCUCCUCCUCCUCCUCCUCCUCCUCGCCCACUGCUCCAACGGCGGCCGCUCAGGCGACUGUCCCGUGCACAACAACCGACACUACCACCACCUCCCCCGACUCCAGCGAUGAUGAUCAGGACUACACUUGCCCUCACUGCGACCGUACCUUCACCUCACACAUCGGCCUGGUCGGUCACUUGCGAAUCCAUCGCACAGAGACUGGCAAACCAGUGCGUGAAGCACCAACCUACACCCACCGCACUCGCCUCCACUGCCCACACUGCCCUCGCACCUUCAGGCAUCGCAUGGGCCUCUUCGGCCACAUGCGCAUCCACGAGAGCGGCUUUGACCUCACUCCCGACAUUGCCACCACAUCCAACACAUCCACCGUGCACACCCCCACCCUCGCUCCAUCCGUCCGAGCCACCACCACCACUACCGCCUCCACUGUAGCUGACACUGACACCGCCGACUUCUCAUGCCCACACUGUCGACGCCCAUUCACCUCACGCAUCGGCCUGGUCGGUCACUUGCGAAUCCAUCGCACAGAGACUGGCGAACCAGUGCCUGGAGCACCCACCUAUACCCACCAAGCGCGUCUCAACUGCCCACACUGCCCUCGCACUUUCAGGCAUCGCAUGGGUCUCUUCGGCCACAUGCGCAUCCACGACGACCUGCGGUAG
This is a messenger RNA of Spirometra erinaceieuropaei, 1002 nucleotides long. NCBI's taxonomy places the organism in Eukaryota, Metazoa, Platyhelminthes, Cestoda, Diphyllobothriidea, Diphyllobothriidae. The record is from the annotation of a GenBank genome assembly.